Bolinopsis microptera is the source of this 1907-nucleotide messenger RNA. RefSeq names its product cysteinyl leukotriene receptor 2-like. Gene Ontology annotation, molecular function: G protein-coupled receptor activity. The record is from RefSeq and is a predicted model, not a curated record. Gene Ontology annotation, cellular component: plasma membrane. Gene Ontology annotation, biological process: G protein-coupled receptor signaling pathway. Bases 22 to 1389 code for a protein of 455 amino acids. NCBI's taxonomy places the organism in Eukaryota, Metazoa, Ctenophora, Tentaculata, Lobata, Bolinopsidae. The transcript has 12 exons.
AGUUAAGUUAAUUAGAACGUGAUGAACGGCUCAAACCCUGCAGACGCCCUACAAAAAGCCUGCGCUCCGAUAAAAUGGGAUCGCACUCUGAGCAUCGUGCUGGGGUGCGUGUGCCUGCUACUUUCGCUACUAGCGUCUGUUGGGAACCUAGCUUCACUCGUUUAUGUGAAGCUUAACUGGAACGUUGGACCCAAAAGAAAAGCGAACUACACCCACCAGAUGACUAUGAUAAUGGUGAUCAACAUUGCUUUUACCGACCUGCUCAACGGACUGUUUAGUGCAAGUUUCAACGCUGCUAAUCUGUUUAAGGAGGAGUAUUCAAUGCCGGAACCUCAGGCGAUGAUGUAUCUGUGUAACUUCAGUGGAGGCAUUCACUACCUUACUACCAGAGCUAGUCUCCUACUCAUGAUGUGUCUCAGUGUGUUCAGAUUCAUUGCCAUCAAGAAGCCAACCUACUUCAGCAACAGCAACUGUAUUAAGGUAUUAUGGGGAGUGAUAGGGAUGGUGUGGGCUACAACACUAGCGAUCACAUUCCUACCUUACUACUUGAACACAAGAUACAUUUACUUUCCUGACGUCGCCCAUUGCACGUUUCAUUUUUGGCAGCUAAAAGAUGGGUUAACAGACAUUUGCCAGUUCCUGAAGUCAGGAGCUAAAACCUUGUCUAAAAUGAUAUUCUUCCUGCUCUACAUCUUACCAAUCCACGGACCAGGGUUCGGAAUGAUAUUCUUCACAAUGCUGAUAUUAGUUCGACUAGCUAAACUACAUUUGAAAGUGCAAAAAGGGAAAGGAGCGACGAGUAAGCCCCGGCGUUGGACCACCGUCUUUAAAAGAAGUUCCGAGGAAAGUUUACACGCUAAGGCUGCUUACUCGACACUACAGAUCCUGGCUUGUUUUGUGCUUACAAAUGGCCCCUGGUGGAUUAUUGCGCUGGUUCAUUUCUUUGACAUGUUUGGUUUAGUAAAGUCUGACUGUCAAGAAGGGCAGUAUUGGCGCUGUACUCUAGGAAAGAAAUACUUUUCACUAAUGCUCUUCUUCUCGAUGAAUCUUCUGAUCUAUCUGAACGCAGCGAUAAAUCCGUUCAUCUAUUAUUACAGGCUGUUCAAAAGAUCAGAGAAGAUAAAGAAGCAGCAAUACACGCGCGGCGCUUCAAUGGCCAGCGGUUUAGCACGUGCUGGAUCACGUGACCUCCUCUCAAAAGACUACACAGCUACCCGGGGCAGUGUGUCACCUCCUCAUGAGAACGGGGAACAUGUUAAAACACCGUUAAUGAAGAGGGAAGAGAAGGUGAAGAGUAACGGGCAUAAUGGUAUGACCUUGCAGGUGAAACCUGCUGUGCCGGUCGGUGGGGUGACGCAUAGACAUCUGGAGGUGUAUACUAGCUGUUAGUCUCCUCACGUGUUAGACACGUGUUAAUCUUAUCACGUGUUAAUCUGGUCACGUGUUAAUCUUAUCACGUGUUAAUCUGGUCACGUGUUAUCUGUAUCAGUAUUGAGGGUACUUGUUUAGACUUAUAGAGCUUGGCGCUGACACGGCGUGAUCUUACCAUUAUGACUGUUGUUAUAUUUGCUUAUUCUCGUACUCAGAGAUUAUCUAAACCAGAUGACCCGUCUUCAGUUCAUUUAUCCGUAUAAUGGGCUUUUUCUCUGUGUUUAUCUAGAUUUGAACUUACAUUUUCAUCAUGUUUCCAUAUUAUAUAUAUUUGGGCUGUUUGUAACUUUGUGGUUUAUCUUAGUGACUAGCUAAUUUCAGAAAUCAAAACAUAUCAAGAUUUCGCGAUAUAUAAAUUUAUAUCAAUCGCUCUUUUUGCCAAUAUUUAUUAUGUCUUGAGAUAACAAUCUAACUAGUUUAUGAUAUUAUGUACAUAUCACACAAAGACAGUCAGUUAAAGCAUAUGAAAUAUUGAG